Molecule: messenger RNA, 1364 nt
Organism: Populus nigra (black poplar)
Lineage: Eukaryota; Viridiplantae; Streptophyta; Magnoliopsida; Malpighiales; Salicaceae
Exons: 4
Coding region: 226-1080 (284 amino acids)
Source: RefSeq, a predicted model, not a curated record
AUGUCAACCGUUUCAGUUCUUAGCUCUCCAAUCAACGCAACGCAAAACCAGCUACCAUUCUAUUCUCUACCUCUUCCACUACUUAAAUAAACACAGCAACCGGUCAAAGACUCUUGAGUCUAAAAUUUGUCAUUUCCCAUCCUCCUCCUCCUACCAUUCUACGUCAAGGAGGAAAAGAAAGAGACGCAUUCUUUUUGUCUGUUAAAUCACUAGUUUUUAACCAAAAUGGAGGCGGCUUCAAAUGGGAAGAUCGAGGAACGACAGGAAGUUAUUGAGGAAGUUGAGGUUGUCGGUUCCGGGGCUAAGCUGGCGAGAGAAGUUGUUAUUGAUAGUACUUCUGAGCUAAUGAAAGAAAGUCUUGAUGAGAGCAUUUCGAGUUUGGAUGGCAGCAAUGGUUCAAAGGAAGAGGCAGAAGCUAAAGAGAAAAAUGCUCAAGUGGGGGAAGCAGCGACACUAGAAGUGGUGGAGAAAGAGGUGGUUGAUACAGCUGUUGGAUCAACCGAGUUUGUUGUAUCUGUGGUGGAAAAAUUGACUGAAACUAUAGAAGCAUCAGUGGAGAAAUUGGAAAAUUCUGAUGUGGUUGAAGAAGAAGUGAAAGAAACCAAAGAGAAGGUUUCUGAUGUGGUUGAUGUUGUAUCUGUGUCUUUGAAUGAGACUGAUGUGAUUCCUCCAGCUGUCACAGAUCAGACUGAUGGGGAAUUACCUGAGGUGGUAUUGAAUGCAACAGAUGGGUCGUUUCCUGCUGUAACAGAAGUAGUGUCUGAAAAAGUUGAGGAGAAAGUGUUGCAAUCUUAUGAAGAAAGCAAUGCCGCUCCUCCAGCUUUGACCGAUGCAGAGUCAAAGGGUAACGAGGAAGUGAAGCAGGCUGCUUUGGAGGAAAAUAUUGGGGGAUCAUCGAUUAAUGUUGACAGGGAAACUGUGGAAAAUGUCGAAUCUACUACUUUAGUUGGAAGCAGUGAUGCUUUUUUUCCUGAAACCACAGGAACUCCGCCUAUUAUAUCCCUUCGACAGCGUAGCCUGCGCCCAUCUUGGAAGAGCUGCUGUGGCCUUUUUGAAGCUCUGCGGCCCUCCGAUAGAUAACUUAAGAUGAAGAACAUCAUCAGAGAACUUCUGUCAAGAAAAGGCAACAAAUUUUAUAAUUUGUGCAGUGGUUUCUUUCUUGUGUCGCGAGUAGAUGAAAACUUGGCAGCUGGCCUCCAGCUCAUUGGCAAUUGUGUGGUGUGUUUAGCGCCGUCGUCAUUUUAUUAUAUUUCUUGUUCUUUAAGGUUUUCUGAUUGCACUCGAGUGAUUUGUACUUUUGAGUUUGAUGGCAAGAAUUUUCUUACUUCCGAGUGUUUAUAAAAUAUGAUUUAUUCGAUGGGAAA